Molecule: messenger RNA, 1653 nt
Organism: Aureobasidium melanogenum CBS 110374
Lineage: Eukaryota; Fungi; Ascomycota; Dothideomycetes; Dothideales; Saccotheciaceae
Product: MFS general substrate transporter
Exons: 2
Coding region: 1-1653 (550 amino acids)
Biological process (GO): transmembrane transport
Molecular function (GO): transmembrane transporter activity
Source: RefSeq, a predicted model, not a curated record
AUGGCAGAUGAGAUUAUCGCCGAAGAGUCUGCCAUACCAGGUACCGUCCACCUGGUCGAUCUCGAUGGCACCAUGCACGCUCAGCAUGCCCGAGGCGGGCAGAGAGAUAUCGUACUUGUCCCGACUCCCUCGCAAGAUCCCGACGAUCCAUUAAAUUGGUCACCUCGAAGAAAAACACUUUCGAUGGUUUGCAUGGGCGUCUACACGCUGAUGGUGGGCAUUGCAAGUGCAGCUAUUUACUCGAUUCUGGAGCCUAUCUCCGAAGAGACCAGCCUGACGCUCAAUGAGCUAAACAAUGGUACCGGAUACAUGUUUCUCUUCUUCGGUUGGGGCUGCCUCGUAUGGCAACCACUUGCACUGCAAUAUGGCAAGCGACCAGUGUAUUUGUUCAGCAUCCUUGCGACUAUGGGCAUCCAACUUUGGGCACCGUACACAAAGAGCAAUGGUCAAUGGAUCGCCAACAAAAUCCUUCAGGGCUUUUUCGGAGCACCGAUUGAGAGUCUUUGUGAAAUUUCUGUCACAGAUGUUUGGUUUCAGCAUGAACGUGGAACGUAUCUAGGUCUUUAUGCUCUUCUUCUAGCAGGUUCCAACUUCCUUGCUCCGGUCCUUGCUGGCUUCAUCGCAGAUGGCCAGGGAUGGAAGUGGGUGCUCUACUGGUGCGCCAUCUUUUGCGGGAUUGGGUUCAUUUUUCUUUUCUUUUUCAUGGAAGAAACGAACUACUCCAGGCACUCGAUCACUGGAAUGGCUCCCGAUAUUGGUGUUCAGCCUGAACGGACCUCUACUGCUGUCAAGAUGAAUGAAAAGGAUCCACAACCGGAUGACGGCGAUUUAUCUUCGGAAACCGGUCUACCUGCUGCUUCUGACAAGUUCAAGCAGAAGACAUAUCUUGACAAACUCAAGUUAUGGCAAAACUCUGACCUGCGAAAAGACAACCACAUUGCUGGAAUGACCACUCGGCCGCUCAUCUUUCUUACCUUUCCUGUCAUUCUGUACGCUGGCUUUUCUUAUGGCAGCAAUCUGAUCUGGUUCAACGUGCUCAACGGAACCGCUUCUUCAAUCCUUGGAAGUGCUCCGUACAAUUUUCCAGCUUCCAUGGUCGGUCUAUCAUACAUCUCGCCUUUGAUUGGUGUGGCCAUUGGAUCCUUCUACACAGGAGUAAUCGGCGACAAAUUUGUGCUUGCAAUGGCACGCCGCAAUGGAGGUGUACUCGAGAGUGAACAUAGACUCUGGCUAUUUCUCCCUUCCUUGCUUUUAAUCCCUGGCGGAUUGAUAUUAUGGGGAGUAGGUGCGGCACAACAUGUUAUGUGGUUUGGUUGUGUCUUUGCGAUGGGUGUCAUUGCUUUGACCAACACCAUUGGCAUUCAACUGAGUAUCUCUUACGCCGUUGACUCAUAUAAAGACCUGGGAGGCGAGGCAAUUGUCACUGUCAUCUUGGUUCGCAACACAAUGAGUUUCGCCAUUGGCUACGGCAUCACUCCAUGGAUCGAUGGCAUGGGCUUGCAGAAUGCGUUUAUCACAGCAGCCUUUGCGGGUCUUGCACAAUGCCUGACCUUUCUCGUCAUGGUAAAAUGGGGCAAGGAUCUCAGAAGAAAGAGUGCUAGCAGGUAUGCCAAGUAUGUUCAGAAGAUGGCAGAAAGCGGCCUUGUGCACUGA